AUGCUGGCGGCGUUCGCUCGGCUGGUCAGCGGAGACUUCAAGGAGAUCUCGAGGAAGAAGCAGCGACCGCAGAUGGUUACGAUCCCCUUCUCCCACUACGUUGAGUUUGCGCGCUGGUCUCUGUUGUACGCUCGGGUGCAGUUUGACGAGCAUCCCUUCACCCCUGGCGAUCACAUUCUUCCCACGUUGUCGGUUCGGCUGGCGGACAAGCAGAAGGCAGCGAAGGGUUCGGAUGGUGAUGAGAAGGAGAACUUGACACUCGUCCCUUUGGUUGUUCUCCCCGAAGGAGAGGUGCUUAACGACAGCUGGACUAUUGCGCAGAGGCUGUCAGGUAUGGGGGGUAUUGACCCGGAGUUGAAGGAGUUCUUGAACCAGCAGUGGGGUCCUCAGACACGAGCGUUCGCCUACUCGUUCCUGUUGAAGAAAGGGAAUUCUCAGACCUGGAAAGAUCUCAUCACGUCUGUCGGAGGGUGGUGGUUACAAAUCAAGUUUUUCCUCUUCUACGACAGCAUACUGAGGAAUCAUUUCCGAUCAGUCCGACCGGACGAUCCUGAAGCUCUCAAGGAGCUCAUCGCAAAGAUGAAAGCGUCCGUCAGCACCCUGGAUAGUUAUUUCGACAAGGCUGGAGGAAAGAAGUACCUUGGUGAUGGCAAGGGAUCAGAUCAGCCUGGCAUCGCUGACUUCGCCUUGGCGGCUCUGACUGCUCCCUGCGUCAACCCUCCUAAGUUCUGCGGAGGAAUGUACUCGGAUUUCUUCGACGGGAUGAUCAAGAAGGAUCCGGAGUACAGCGCCAGCAUCAAGGAAUUCCGGGAAACAAGGACGGGCAAGUUUUGCCUCGACAUGUACGAGCAACAUCGAUAA
Molecule: messenger RNA, 861 nt
Organism: Guillardia theta CCMP2712
Lineage: Eukaryota; Cryptophyceae; Pyrenomonadales; Geminigeraceae
Exons: 6
Coding region: 1-861 (286 amino acids)
Source: RefSeq, a predicted model, not a curated record